UGCAGGUGAAAGCACGGGUCUGAAGAACGUGGCCCACGCGCUGGGUCACGCCAAGGAACGGCAGCAUCUAGCGGAAGGCGCUCGUCGAAGCAAAGGGAUUUUCAAACUUCGUCCCGAAUGAACAAGUGCCUGUGGAGAACAGGGUAGUGUCCAACUUCCAACAUGCCAGAAGAGGAGGACGACGAUGAUGCCAAGAAGAAAAAGGGAAAGAAAGGAUCCAAAGGCAAGAAAGGAUCCAAAGGCAAGAAAGGAUCCAAGGGCAAAAAGGGAUCCAAGGGCAAGAAAUGUUCCAAGGGCAAGAAAGGCUCCAAGAGCAAGAAAGGAUCCAAGAAAGGAUCAAAAGGCAAGAAAAAGAAGGGAAGCAAGUCCAAGGAGAAAAAAGGCAAAUCAAAAGACAAAUCAAAAGAUAAGGCUUCAAAGGAACCAUCAAAAGAUGCAUCUUCCAAGGGCGAGCAGUCAACUCCUUCCCCACAAGCUCCGGUUCCAGCUUCGGCCGCAGCGACGACAAAGGCACCGACGACAAAGGCACCGUUGGUUCCCGAUGUUACUCUGGAGUGGUCCCGAAAGUUCCCACAGGAGCGCCGCUUCUAUGAAGAAGGGUACCCGCCCCCACCUGCUGGAUACUAUCCCGACGAAGUAAUGGGCGACCAGGACCGGUAUUACGUGGACGUACAGUACUACGAGUCUGCUCCCGACGGCUACUAUGACUACGCUGGCCAGAUGCCGCCACCAGAACCAGUGACCCACAUCAGGGUGUCUUCGCCGUCCUUUCACUCGCAGGUCAACGUGGCCGCGGGGGACGUCCAAAGCGUUAUGUCGUCUACGGAGCGACAUUACUACGACGUAGAGGAGAGGCGAGAACGCAAAAAGAGAUCGGACGUGGAAGCUGCUGCUGUCGCACCGCUGACGGCGGCACCACCAGGGGGCGUCCCGCAACUAGGUGCAGCUCCUCCUGUGCCCGUCUUCCUCGCGGCAUCUGGCCCACCUCCUGCGGGCCCUCCGGUUCCACCUCUACCACUGGAGCGAAGCCACGAAGAAAUGUCAUCCAUUGAGCGAGACAUGAGGAAGAUGUAUCAUGAUCGUUACCCCAGCGAAGACACCACGUUGACAUUGUUCCCAGAGAGAUCGUUAAUAAUCAUUUUGAUCAUCAUCUUCAUCUUUGUCGUUAUCGUCGUAAUUAUAUCGGUAACUGGAUCUACAUUCCCAGCUGACAAGACAACUCACAUCCCAGGCCACGGAACAGGAACAGGUACCGGAGGCACAGGCACUGGCGGAGCAGGGGGAAAAACGACAGAAACUGACGAAAUACCAACGGGGCCGCCGACUGGGCCGGGAUGGCCAACCCCAGGACCAGGACCAGGACCUGGACCUCCAGGACCUCCAGGACCUCCUGGACCACCUGGGCCUGUACCGCCUGGUCCUUCAGGACCAGAUUAUUACAUCUGUAAUACCGAAUACUGUGCUAAUGAAGGAAGGUUUCUAACCGAAAUCCUCAAUAGACAAGUGAAUCCCUGCAACGACUUCUAUGACCACGUCUGCACAGCAUUCCAGAAGGAUCAUACAGUCUCUGCAGGUCUCAGACCAGACCACGUGACACCAGACACCCUCUUCUACGAGCAGUUGGAGAACGCGAUAUACCAAAGCAUUACUGAUACAUCUUUGCAGGGCACGGACAAGUUGUACGAACUCUACAAUCAAUGCAGAGAUGAGAGUUCAUCAACUGCGCACGGAUAUUCUUCGUGGAAGACUGUUCUACAGGAGUGUGAACUCAGCGGCUGGCCUUUCACGGCACCCGCGGGCACGCAGAUAUGGACAGCUGCAGGAAAAACUUCCCGCCUUCUAAAUAUCCACGCUCUCGUCAAGGUCACCAUCGAGCCGGACCCAGAAGAAGUUGACAAAUUCAUCAUCGCGAUAGACGAGCCUGAUGUACUCCUGCGAAAGAGCGAUGUGUACCGCAAUCAACAAGUGAACUACUUUGAUGAUGCAGUCCAGAAGGCCCUUGAAGUCGGGGGCACCGUUUCGGGCAGAGGCAACCUGAAUGCCCAGGCGCCCAGUAUCACCAUCUUCGCGAAAGAGAUCGUCAACGCGCUCAGUCGACCCGCAGACACUGCCAAAGGUACCACACGGUUCAAGAUAACGCAGCUGCAACUGCUCCCCGCGGAUUACAAAACUCUCUUGGACAUUGUCUUCAACAACUUGGCUGGCACCACGAGGAUACUGAUCAAGUCCCCAGCUUACAUUACAAAUCUGCCUUCUCUUCUACAACGUCAACAAGCGUUCGUUGUGCUCAACUACAUCGGAUUUUGGGCGAUGGUAGAGGCCUCUGUAUAUCUGCCAACUGAACUAAAACCACUACGCGUGUUGUGGUACCAGCAUGCCACUGGUGCGUACAGGCCAAGCUUGGACCGAUGGAGGGCGUGCUUGCACAGCAUCGACAAUCUCAUACCUCUCUACCUGUUAAACGUUUAUUCCCAACACAUCAACAAGUCUCACUUCAAGGAAGUCAUUGCUAGAAUGUCCACCGACAAGAUAUCCCGAGUAUUCAUCGAAAAUAUUCGGAACGCGACGUGGAUGGACAGUUUUACCAGGUAUAUCGCCGAGAAAAAGAUCUCAUCUCAGAAGAUUCUCAACUUCUAUCCCGUGUGGGUGACAAUCAAAGACAAAUUUCAGGCACACAUGAACCAGCUCCCGUCGAUGACGGGCAGCGAUGGCCUAGCUGUGUACUUCUCGUGCACGAAACAUUUCCGGAAAGACUAUGUGGAGGCUUAUACGACGAAUCGGGCCCACCUCAAAGCGUGGCCCGGGAGCAUUUUCGACCUUCAUGCCAAAUACGACAUACUCAGGCAAACAGUCUUUGUGCCAAUGGGACUCUUCAACAUAUCUGUUCCAACAAACAGUUCAGUAUUCGUCAUCCACUCGGCGCGAUACGGUGUUCGGCUAGCGAAGGCUAUGACACAGAUGAUGUACGAGAAAAAUUACUUCUACGACACGGGGAAGAUGUUCCCAGAGAUGGUUUGGAGUCAAAGCACGGCAACGCAGUUUGAAACCAAACGGCAAUGUUUCGUCGAUCAGUACAACCAGAUGAGUGGCACCCCCGCGGUUAGGAACCAGAAACUGGAUGGAGCGUCGGUCUACGAGUCUGUCCUGGAAGAGAGCGCGGCACUUAUCCCGGCUUUUAAGGCAUUUCAUCAACUGCUCAACAUCUUCCGAAUCUGGCAGCGCGAUUUCCGACUCAAAAACGCGGAACAGUUAACAGCCGACAUGCUCUUCUUCAUUUACUACAUGCUGGACAACUGCGCAAAAGAGAACGACGCCUACAUAGAGCAUCAAGUACUUUCCUCAAACAUGGCGCUCACGAAACAGAGGGUCAACUUGGCACUGAAGAACACAAAGUACUUCGCGGACACUUUCCAGUGUGCUGCAAACACACCGAUGAAUCCAUCGAACGUCAGAUGCAAUAUUUGGGACGUUUAAGCAUUGCUGCAAUCCCACCUGGUGCCUCGCUUCCAUGUCGGCCACGUUCAAGACUCGUCCAUUUUAACGUUCUUAGAGGGACAGAAUAAAGUCUCACAGUGGAGAAAACUACA
Ornithodoros turicata is the source of this 3587-nucleotide messenger RNA. RefSeq names its product neprilysin-1-like. Gene Ontology annotation, molecular function: metalloendopeptidase activity. The coding region runs from base 163 to 3474 and encodes 1103 amino acids. The record is from RefSeq and is a predicted model, not a curated record. Gene Ontology annotation, cellular component: plasma membrane. Gene Ontology annotation, biological process: protein processing. NCBI's taxonomy places the organism in Eukaryota, Metazoa, Arthropoda, Arachnida, Ixodida, Argasidae. The transcript has 25 exons.